CGGAAGGCUGCCGCAAAGAAUGUUAUCUAGCUCGUAGUUUUGCGCAUCAGCGUGCGUCGCAUAUGGGACGUCAUCCGAAAGGGCCCUACUGGAGUCUUCCUCGUGGGGUAGGAGAGGGGGGGUGGAGGGGAGAGAGAGAGAGAGAGAACGUGUUUGUUAGCUGGGACUGUAGUGAAGAGACAAAAAGGAAGGAAAUGGCGGCGCUUAUCCCCGAGGAGCUGCUGCAAGCCGAUCGACUGUCUCCAGAGCCGGAACGGGGUGAGCAACUUCAGCAGCUGGGGAACGAGGAAGGGGCUAUUGCCUUAGUGGAAGCUGGAUCCGGAAAGCUGCAAAUAGCUGCUUUGGGUAAGAAGCGGAAGGAGGCAGCGUCUAUCCACAAAGGAAAGCCUAAAUCUGGGCGGGUAUGGAAAGACCCCGGCAAAAAGCGGUUUUCCCACAUGAUCCAGGAUAAGCCUUUACAUACUUCCUGGCAACAUAAAAUGAAAAUACGUCAGGAAAAGAAGUUGAUCAAAGAUUUUGCCCAGGAGCUGAAGGAACAAAAACAAAGGGAGCGUGAGGAGAAAAAACAGCGAAGGAGGGAUAACUUAAAAAGAAGGCUACAAAAUGAGAGGAAAGCGGAGGUUGUGCAAGUGAUUCGAAAUCCCUUAAAACUGAAGCGUGCAAAGAAGAAACAUUUGCGGCGCAUUGAGAAGCGCGACACACUGGCCUUGCUGCAGAACUCCCAGGCACAACUUAAACCAGCCAAGCAAUAAGAGAGCGGAAGUCUCUUUGGUAGCACAUUGAAAGACUUCUUGAAAUGCAAAAGUUGAGAGACAGAAUCCAGUGUACGAAGAGACGUUGCUAUAUUACAACUUUUUAUUUGGCUUCUCUUGCAAUCAGCAAUAGGACAUUCCAUGCAAAAUAUCUCAUUGUAUCCCAAUAAUUUAUCAUCUCAUAGCUUUGGCAUUAAAAGAACAAAUUUGGGGAGGACAGCUGGGAUGUUUGAAAAUGAGAAAAAGUCCUAAAGGAGUUAUUGCAAAAUCUACAGCUUCUAAAGACUAGACAUUUGAGUAUUGUGAGAAAAUGUAAUCCAUAUCACAUUUUUCUUUUUUAGUCCUGUACUUCCUUGUCACUAUUAAUCAAGGAAGCAGUUUUACAGCAAAAGAUUUAUUGGGUUAUAGCCAUUGCUGUAUAAAAGUAGAAGUAUACUCCUGUUUUGAUCCAUUUUUAAAAAACCAAAACUAAUUGUGGUUAUAUUGCUUAAUACUUAUUUAAAUGUAUGCAUAUAAAUCAUAUUGUGAUGUUCCUUCUUGCUUCGACUGUGAGAUAUAUAGCAUUUGAAAUUCUCUGCAAGUUCUUAAGCCAAAAUACUAAAAUAAUUACUUUCAGGAUAGUUCCUUUUACAGGUAGUCUUUGAAUGGUCUUACAACCAUUCAUUUAGUGACUGUUCAAAGUUACAACAGCAUUGAAAAAAGUGGCGUAUGAAUGUUUUCCACGCUUAUGACCCUUGCAGCAUCCCCAUGGCCAUGUGGUCAAAAUCCAGAAAUUUGGAAACUGGCAUGUUGCAAUGUCCUGGCAUUGUGAUAACCUUUUGCGAUCUUCUGACAAGCAAAGUCAAUGGGGAAGCCGGAUUCACUCAACAACU
Molecule: messenger RNA, 1624 nt
Organism: Notechis scutatus (mainland tiger snake)
Lineage: Eukaryota; Metazoa; Chordata; Lepidosauria; Squamata; Elapidae
Gene: CCDC86
Product: coiled-coil domain containing 86
Cellular component (GO): nucleolus
Source: RefSeq, a predicted model, not a curated record